Messenger RNA from Sabethes cyaneus, 1411 nucleotides. It is a transcript of the gene OXA1L, whose product is annotated as mitochondrial inner membrane protein OXA1L. The coding region runs from base 69 to 1352 and encodes 427 amino acids. Gene Ontology annotation, molecular function: membrane insertase activity. Lineage: Eukaryota; Metazoa; Arthropoda; Insecta; Diptera; Culicidae. The transcript is spliced from 3 exons. Gene Ontology annotation, biological process: mitochondrial respiratory chain complex IV assembly; protein insertion into mitochondrial inner membrane from matrix. Gene Ontology annotation, cellular component: mitochondrial inner membrane. The record is from RefSeq and is a predicted model, not a curated record.
GGUGUAUUAAUCGCAUAUUCUCCGAACAAUACGUUUUUUAAGUACAAUAAUUCUAUACCUGUGCAAAAAUGUUAACGCGCGCUGGACAGUUUCUUUCGAGAAAUGCUUUAUGCGGGAGACUUCCUUUAACUUCAGAAAAGCUUGCUUUGCCGGUUGUAAGCUACCGUAAUUAUCAUGUCGGAAGUCAGAAUGGCCAGCGUCACACUUUGUACAGCGCACACAAUGUCAGAUUGCACAGUAAAUUUACUGCACCUCUUUCGUCGGCGAUCCUGUUGAGGAACAUCAGUACCAACGAAGUAGACAAAAGUAUACUAGAAACAAUUCCGGACCCACCGGCGAUUCCAGAGCCUCCGGCCAUUCCGGCUGUACAGGAUAUAACAGACAUAGUUGCAGCCGGUGCAGAACCUACUUUCGCUUCUCUCGGCCUGGGAGGUUGGAGUCCAGUUGGAAUCGUACAGAACUGCAUGGAAUUUAUGCACAUUGGCUGUGAUUUACCUUGGUGGGGUUGCAUUGCAAUUGGUACGCUAUGCGUGCGGACAUUACUGUUCCCACUGGUCAUUGCCAGUCAACGCAACGCUGCCAAAAUGAACAAUAACAUGCCCCAAAUGCAACUUUUGCAAAUGAGAAUGACCGAAGCGCGACAAGCCGGGAAUGCAAUUGAUUCUGCUCGUUAUGCCCAGGAAAUGGUCCAGUUUAUGAAGGAGAAAAAACUUAACCCGUUGAAGAAUAUGCUGGUUCCUUUGGCACAGGCACCAAUUUUCAUUUCAUUUUUUAUGGGACUACGGCAGAUGGCGAAUGCUCCGGUGGAAUCCCUACGGGAGGGAGGCCUGUUCUGGUUCAUGGAUUUGACCGUAUGUGACCAGUUUUAUAUACUACCGAUAAUAACCAGUAUGACCAUGUUUCUGACCAUCGAGCUGGGAACGGACAGCGCUCGGAUGUCGGGUCCCAACAUGCAAACCGUGAAAUACGUUCUGCGGGCAAUGCCGCUGUUUAUAUUUCCCUUUACGAUCAACUUCCCGGGAGUCAUUCUCUGCUACUGGGUGUGCAGCAAUUUCUUCUCGCUGGUGCAGGUUGGUUUUCUAAGAAUUCCGAAAGUGAGAGAUUUCUUCAAAAUCGAUCGACUGGUACAUUUCGCGCCCGAAGCGUUGCCGAUCAAGAAGAAAAAGUUUACCGAAGGUGUCAAAGAGUCAUGGUCAAAUAUGAAAAUCACGAGAGAACUUCAAGAGCGAGAACGGAUUGACGAAAUUAGGUUCCAAAAAGCUGGUAAAGGCCCGCUGGUGAAAACAUACAAAUAUGAUCCGACCGCUGCUAGACCUACGCCAGCCAAUACGAUCAACGCAAAAAAGCGGUAAUCGCUUAUUUAAUGUGAGUUCGGACUGAACACAACCAAUGUCUUAAUAUUUAAAUAAAA